Molecule: messenger RNA, 1196 nt
Organism: Stegostoma tigrinum
Lineage: Eukaryota; Metazoa; Chordata; Chondrichthyes; Orectolobiformes; Stegostomatidae
Exons: 5
Coding region: 94-957 (287 amino acids)
Biological process (GO): negative regulation of T cell proliferation; T cell costimulation; immune response
Cellular component (GO): external side of plasma membrane
Source: RefSeq, a predicted model, not a curated record
GAUUCUCCAACCUGCUAGCUCUGAGUCAUAUCCUGUACAAGAUUUCCGGCCCUUUUCUCUCUGCCUCAGCCCUCGUGGCCUGGAGAUAUACACAUGGACUACAACGCUGGUUCCCGCCUUCACAUUCUGUUAAAGCUGUUCUGGAUGACAAAUAUGUUUGAAAUAGGACAGACCAUGUGCAGAAAUGAGGCAGUGGAAGUAACGGCUACAUGUGGUGACUCUGUGACCCUCCCGUGCCACUUUUCUGGUGUGUCUGAGUCUGCCAGUGUCAUCUGGCAGAAACGCUCGACUGACGCCGAGUUGGUGUUUCAUGUGGAGACAGAAGACUCCAUUGGUGAUGGCCAGAACGCCUGGUACAAGAACAGGACCAUGUUACACCCCGACUGGCGCAGGACGAACGAGGCAGCCCUUACCCUCAAGCACGUCAUGCUGAAUGACAACGGCACCUACUUCUGUUAUGUCCGCUUGAACCACCAGAAGAGUCUGAUUUGCUCCACUGUUUCAUUGGGCGUCAAACAAGACACUGAUGUUUUCUCGCCAGUGCAUUUCGAGUUCAGGGCGAAACAAGGGGAAGAGCUAAAUUUCCAGUGGGGCUUAAACCUGCGCUGCGUCGGCACUGAGGGCCUGGGCGUGACGUGCAUGUCCAGUAACUCCACCGACCGGUGCCACUUCGAGCUAUGGAAAGCGGGGACCACCGCGGUUGCCCAGUCUGAGAACCACGCCCUCAUCCUGGAAGAAACUGGUGGAAAUGCCACCUUCCGUGUGCCGGGCUUCUCCUUCGCGCCGCCAGGGGGCGCCGUCGAGUGCUGCCUGGAGAACGUUGGCGCUGACAUGGAGAUGUGCGCCCGCUCCAGGGUCAAAGUCAUGGGGUCCACCAACGGCACUGACUCAGCGCACCGAGGAUGCCAUCAACUCUUAAGCUUGCUGUUGCUGGCCUUCAUCGUGGUUGUUUUGUGAAAUUAGGGGUUUUUUUUCAACAGAACUGGUGAUGGUGAGGAUGCAAAUGUGGUUUCCCAAAUGUCAGCGAGAGGAAACAGCGUCGACUUGCUCUUGUAUUGCAGAUGUUUACGGUGCAGGAAAAAGCCCAUCAGCAAAGAUCGGACCACCCCCGACUCGCUCUCCGGUUUUCAGCCUCGGAGGGUACGGAGACCAAGUGUUAUCAUGCUGUCGAAAUAAAAGGUUCGGGUUAUAACUGA